AUGCUUUCUGCUAGGGUUCAAGUUAGAAGGUCUUUUGCAAGUUUUGCAAAGAUUCCAAAAGUUUCUGAAGAGUUUCAAACAAGAAUGCCACCUUAUGCCAAAUUAUUGAGCAAACUAGAAAAAGUUAGACAGUUGACAAAUAAUACCCCAUUAACUUUGGCUGAAAAGAUUCUUUACUCACAUUUAACUAAUCCUGAAGAAUCUCUAUCCGGUAAUCUACCACUCUCUGAGAUUCGUGGUAACAGGUAUUUGAAAUUAUCUCCUGAUAGAGUAGCUAUGCAAGAUGCAUCAGCACAAAUGGCUUUAUUACAAUUCAUGACCACAGGCUUAAAUAAAACUUUCGUACCAACCUCUAUCCACUGUGAUCAUUUAAUCGUUGGUAAAGAAGGUGAAAAUAAAGAUUUACCUUCCUCCCUAACAAAUAAUAAGGAAGUUUUUGAAUUUUUGGAAAGUUGUGCUAAAAGAUAUGGUAUCACUUUUUGGGGGCCUGGUUCAGGUAUUAUCCACCAAAUUGUACUAGAAAAUUAUUCCGCCCCUGGUUUAAUGAUGUUAGGUACAGAUUCACAUACUCCUAAUGCCGGUGGUUUAGGUGCCAUCGCUAUUGGUGUUGGUGGUGCUGAUGCAGUCGACGCUAUGACUGAUACUCCUUGGGAAUUGAAAGCCCCAAAGAUCUUGGGUGUUAAAUUGACUGGUCAAUUGAACGGCUGGUCUUCUCCAAAGGAUGUUAUCACCACAUUGGCUGGUAAAUUAACUGUUAGAGGUGGUACCAAUCACAUUAUCGAAUACUUUGGUGAUGGUGUCAAGACACUUUCCUGUACUGGUAUGGCUACAAUAACUAAUAUGGGUGCAGAAGUAGGUGCCACUACCUCUACUUUCCCUUACCAAGAAGCUCAUAAGCGUUACUUACAAGCCACAGGUAGAAAAGAAAUUGCCGAUGCCGCUGAUAUUGCAUUGAAGGAGUAUGGUUUUUUGAAGGCUGAUGAAGGUGCACAAUAUGAUAAGGUGAUAGAAAUCAAUCUUUCUGAAUUAGAACCACACGUCAAUGGUCCAUAUACUCCAGAUUUGUCAACACCAAUCUCUAAAUAUGGUGAAAAAUCUAAAGCUGAAAAUUGGCCGCGAUACAUCUCCGUCGGGUUAAUUGGUUCUUGUACAAACUCUUCUUAUCAAGAUAUGACUCGUGUUAUUGACUUAGUUAACCAAGCAUCUGCUGUAGGUUUGAAACCAAAGAUUCCAUUCUUUGUUACUCCAGGCUCUGAACAAAUUAGGGCCACUUUAGAGAGAGACGGAAUUAUUAAGAAGCUCCAAGAAAAUGGUGCUAUUGUGCUUGCUAACGCAUGUGGUCCAUGUAUCGGUCAAUGGGAUAGAACUGAUAUUCCAAAGGGCUCCACCGAAGUUACAUCUAUUUUCACCUCAUUUAACAGAAACUUUAGAGCUAGAAACGAUGGUAACAGAAAUACAAUGAAUUUCUUAACUUCUCCAGAAAUGGUUACAGCUAUGGUUUAUUCUGGUGAUGCCCAAUUCAAUCCGUUAACUGACUCAAUUAAAUUAGAAAACGGCAAAGAAUUCAGAUUCCAACCACCAAAGGGUGAAGAGUUGCCAACCAAUGGGUUUGAAAAAGGUAGAAAAAUAUUUUAUCCAAAUCCUGAUCCUCAACCAAAUCCAAAAGUACAGGUUAAAGUUUCCCCGGAUUCAGAUCGUUUGCAAUUAUUAGAACCAUUUAAGCCAUGGAAUGGUAAAGAAUUAAAGACAAAUGUGCUGUUGAAGGUUGAAGGUAAGUGUACUACUGACCACAUUUCUGCUGCUGGUGUUUGGUUGAAGUAUAAAGGCCAUUUAGAAAAUAUUUCCUAUAAUACUUUAAUUGGUGCACAAAAUAAAGAGACUGGUGAAGUCAAUAAGGCUUAUGACUUGGAUGGUACGGCUUACGAUAUCCCAGGUUUAAUGAUGAAAUGGAAAAAAGAGCACAGACCAUGGUCAGUUGUGGCUGAACAUAACUAUGGUGAGGGUUCUGCUAGAGAGCAUGCAGCUUUAUCUCCAAGAUUUUUAGGUGGUGAAAUUAUCUUAACAAAAUCUUUUGCUAGAAUUCAUGAAACAAAUUUGAAGAAGCAAGGUAUUUUACCAUUAACUUUUGUUGAUGAAGCUGAUUACGAUAAGAUUCAUUCUGGUGACGUUCUUGAAACUGUUGGUUUAAUUGACUUAGUUGCAAAGGAUGGGAAUAAUGGUGGUUUCUUAGAUGUUAAAAUAACUAAAUCAAAUGGUGAAUCAUUUAUUAUCAAAACCAAGCAUACAAUGUCUAAGGAUCAAAUCGACUUCUUCAAAGCAGGUUCUGCAAUGAACUAUAUUGGCCAAUUAAAGAAAAAGGCUUAA
This is a messenger RNA of Arxiozyma heterogenica, 2364 nucleotides long. It is a transcript of the gene ACO2, whose product is annotated as aconitate hydratase ACO2. Lineage: Eukaryota; Fungi; Ascomycota; Saccharomycetes; Saccharomycetales; Saccharomycetaceae. Gene Ontology annotation, biological process: tricarboxylic acid cycle. Gene Ontology annotation, cellular component: mitochondrion; cytosol. The record is from RefSeq and is a predicted model, not a curated record. The transcript has a single exon. Bases 1 to 2364 code for a protein of 787 amino acids. Gene Ontology annotation, molecular function: 4 iron, 4 sulfur cluster binding; aconitate hydratase activity.